Molecule: messenger RNA, 1584 nt
Organism: Rhodotorula graminis WP1
Lineage: Eukaryota; Fungi; Basidiomycota; Microbotryomycetes; Sporidiobolales; Sporidiobolaceae
Exons: 4
Coding region: 1-1530 (509 amino acids)
Biological process (GO): base-excision repair
Molecular function (GO): catalytic activity
Source: RefSeq, a predicted model, not a curated record
AUGGCCGUCACCCCCGCCAGGGCCACCCGCUCCUCCCCUCGCAAGCGCGCCCCCACAUCGCCCGCCGCCGCCGCCGCUGACGACGACUCGCCCCUGUCCUCUGCCGACGAGCAGUACUCGGCACCGUCGCCGACCCGCAAGACCAAGGUCAAGAAGGAGCAGUCGCCCGCCGCCGCAUCGCCGCAGAAGACGACCGGCUUGACGCCCCUGUCCGCCUCGGCGCUGAAGAAGCAGUCGCUCUACACGGCCGCGCGCGAGGCCGGCACGCCCUUCCCGCACUGGGUUCGCCCGACGCCCGCCGAGGCGCAGGAGGUGUGCGACCUCCUCGGGAGCGUGCACGGCGUCCCCGAGCGGCCCAAGGUGCUCGUCGACCGCGAGGACGCGCCCGCCGGGUGCGGCCAGGUCCCGAGCGUCCUCGACGCGCUCGUGCGCACCAUCCUGAGCCAGAACACGUCGAGCCGCAACUCGACCGCGGCCAAGCAGAGCAUGGACGCGGCGUACGGGCGCGCCGGGUACCGCGCCGUGCUCGACGGCGGCGAGGCCAAGCUCGAGGAGGCGAUCCGGUGCGGCGGCCUCGCCAAGAACAAGAGCAAGGCCAUCAUGGGCGUUCUAAAGCGCGCCGAGGAGCGCAACGUGUACGACCAGGGCCUCAAGCCGGGCGAGGGCGAGCUGAGCCUCGACUGGCUCCACGAGCUCGACGACGACGACGCCAUGCGCGAGCUCGUCAGCUUCGACCUCGUCGGGCCCAAGACGGCGUCCUGUGUGCUCCUGUUCUGCCUCGGCCGAGACUCGUUUGCUGUCGACACCCACGUCCACCGCAUCACCCAGUCGCUCGGCUGGCUGCCCCCGAACGGCUCGCCGCCGACACGCGACCAGACCUUCUACCACCUCGACCACCGCCUCCCGAAUGACCUCAAGUACGCGCUGCACUGCCUCAUCGUCAGCCACGGCCGCGGGUGCGACCGGUGCGCGGCGGGCUCAACCUCGCAGGACUUUGUCGACACGUGCCCGAUCGACCACCUCGUGCGCCGCACCAAGGGCAAGGCGACCGGGCGCAGCAGUGCCGGGUCGUCGCCGGCCAAGGGCGCAGGCGCCGGCGCCGGCGCAGCUGAGCCGCUCGAGGACGCGGCCGAGAAGGAGCUCAAGCCGGCGGUGUCGACCGACGAGGACGAGGGCGAGGGCGGCAGCGACGAGGACUUCAAGCCGUCGACGACGACGCCGCGCAAGACGCCGGUCAAGCGUGGGCGUGGGCGGGCCGGAGGAGCAGGAGGAGCAGACGCCGUCAAGGAGGAGGACGUCGACGACGAGGCCAAGGUGACGCCGUCGAAGCGCAUCAAGCGCAGCGCGUCGCAGGACGACGACGACGCCGAGAAGCCUCCGACGCGGUCGCCGAGCAGCAGGAAAAAGGCGGCGGCGGCGCCGGCGUCGGCGACCAAGAGCAAGAGGGCCCAGGCGGCCGAGGAGAGCGUCGCGAGGGACGCGGCCGAGAUGGGAGGGCGCAAGUACAACAUGCACGGGCUCGACCUGUAGCUCGUCGUCGUCGUCGUCGUCGCCCUCGAUGAAACGCAGAACCUCGUCGUCGUU